AUGGAAGGAGUAGUUAAAGCCAACCAACAGAGGACUUUGAUAACCGGGUAAAAGUGGAAAUGUUUAUGUAAUAGCCUCAAGCAUAACAGUUAUUAAUGAAUGCAUGUUUAUCAGUUUAACGGUCCGGUCAAGAAUAUGUACAUGGCAAGCUUGUAAACCAAGCAACAUCUUGACAUUUUAUCGUUAACGUUAACUCGCUGAAGCUUGAGGCGGCGAGCGUUAUUUAUAGUUAGCGUAACGUCACUGCGUUUAAGAUUAGCAAGCUAGCUACACCUGAAAUUCAUAUGAAGCGUCAUACAAUUUAGCAGAAAUAUGUCAACAACAUCGUUGGAUAAAGAACUGCAAGAACGUUUAAGAGAGGCCAGUGCCAUCGGAGACAUUGAUGAAGUGCGGAAGCUGGUCGAGAGCGGAGUAAAUGUCAACUCUCAAAAUGAAAUCAACGGCUGGACAUGUUUGCAUUGGGCAUGCAAACGAAACCAUAAACACAUAGUGGCAUAUCUUCUGAACUCGGGAGCUGAUCAGAAUAUUGUAACCGCCAAGGAAGAGUUAGCAGUACAGUUGACUAAAAAACCGGAGAUCAGAAGACUUCUAGGAAUGGAGGAGGAGGAUGAACCAGAGCCAGUGAAAGAACCAGAGCAGCUGCCAAUCAUCCCCAGCUACCUGUCCAACCCGCCCUUCCUAUUCACUGGGUCUGAUCGAGAUGAUUUGAUGAUCACACAAAAUGGCACCCAGAACGGCUCCAGUGACCUGGAGGACACCUCACCCGACAGUGAGCCAGCCACGCUGUCCCCUACCCAGGAGCACCCUCCCCAGCCCCAGCCGCCGCCACAGCAACCGCAAGCCCCGCUGUCGCAAACACAUCCAAGUGCCCCGACGCGAGUCACACCUUCCCAGCAGCCACAGCACCCGCAGUCGCUGCCCAGCCCCCGAGACGGCGCGUUCAUCCCGGUUUCGGAGCAGAACGGCGUGGUGUCCACCCCGACACCCACCAUGAAUGGCGGCCUGCCCAUCGAGAUCUCACCCGAGCCGCACCACCCCCACAUUCUGGCGCAAAACGGCACGGUGUGCCCCACGGUGCCCUCCCCUGGCGCCAGCUCGGGCCAGCAGGCACCCAUCAGCCGGCAGCAGUCCAUCCCCCAGCAGCUCAACGGGCCCCAGGCCGCCGGCUCCAUGCCCGCCUUCCAGCCUUUCUUCUUCACCAGCACCUUUCCUGUCAGCUGUCAAGAGCUGGUUCUGAAGGUGCGCAUUCAGAACCCCAAUGCUCGAGAGAACGACUUCAUUGAGGUGGAACUGGACCGGCAGGAACUGACCUACCGCUCGCUGCUGAGAGUGUGCUGCCGCGAGCUGGACAUCAGCGUCGAGCACGUGGAGAAGAUCCGCAAGCUGCCCAACACCAUGCUGAGAAAGGACAAGGACGUGGCGCGGCUGCAGGACUUCCAGGAGCUCGAGGUGGUGCUGGAGAAGUCCGAGGGCCUGUCGCUCUUCACCGGCGGCAGUCUGGCCGACCGGCCCUGCUACAACAUGAAGGCCUCCCGCCUCACCUACUGAGGCCUCUAGGUGGCGCUCUGCCCGUCGCCUUAUGCCCAUCGUCGCUUGGGUUCCUUUACAAAAUUCUGUUACGAUUUGUCUUACAGCCUCUCCGUUAACCAGCCAAGAAGGCCCUGUUUUCCUCAUCGAUCUGUAUCAUGAUAUGACUCGUUUCCUCAGUGGUCUUUAUCAUGAUUCUAAAGGUGUCUUUCUACUCAUCAUGCCCCCACUAGUUAUAUUAGCCAAGCAUGGGUCCUUUGGUGGAAAGCCAGAUAGUCGGUAAAUCUAUACACACACAUAUACACGCAUACGCACGCACACACACACACACACACACACACAUGCACACACACACACAUACACACACACACACACACACACACACACACACACACACACACACACACACACACACACACACACACACACACACACACACACACACACACACACACACACAUAAAGAGUGCUGCUGUCUGCACGAGAAUAAACCUGCAGUUUUCUUAUCUCUCCCCCCCCCUCCCUCUCUCUCUCUCUUUCUCCCCCCCUCUUUCUCUCUCCGUCUCUCCCCCCCAUAAACAAGGCUGGGGAGACUGGCUGCCUUGACCCAGUGCAGUGUGUUAUUCUCUAACGUUCCCGGAGCUGUGCCUCCAGUAUUUACUAGUGUCCUUGCUAGUCCUCGGUGUGCCAUGUUAGCUCCAUGUGUAGCGCUGAGCGGUAGGUAGCGCGCUAACGUUAAGCACUAGCCCCACUUAUUUUAGGGGGAAAAAUGGCUCUCGAGCCUGUCGGAGCACACUCUGGGUGAACCUACUUGUCUAAGAAUGCUGUGGGGAAACAUUUUUAUUUUAUUUCAUAGAGCCCUUGUGCACUUUAUUGAGUUGGGAUCCCAUUAUUAUAUGUGAUAUUUGGGACGUUUUUUUUUUUUUUUUUUUUUCAUUGUUGUGAUUGUGUUUUAAAGUGAAAUGUCCAUAGCUGUAAAAAUUCUAAUACCAAAUACUUAUAUUAACCAUUUAGACAAAACUCUUCAGAGAAGACUACCAGUCAGAGCAUAAUGUUUUAUUAAUAAUCUUGGCAUGAGGAAACCAGUCGUUCAUGAGCGGAAAUGAGUCAUGUAGCAGACGUGUGCUAGUUCAGAGGCAAACUAGAGGUAGUUUUAGAGGGGGAGAGGGUAAAAAAAGAGCUUCCACAACACUUAGCUUCCUUCCCUGGAAUCACUCUUAAUAGGUAGGGGGGUACGUAAUACAAUCACAGUUGCAAACGAUGAGCUUCUUCUGACAUGGCAAGAUGUCAUAUCUUUGUUAUUCAAUUUUUUUUAUUUUUUUUUUAAAUCUUGAUUUAACGUGACUAGGUGUUUGCUUCAAUAGGAGUUGUUUUCUGUUGCAGAUUACAGUCCUCACUGCGACGCCAUUAUGAGAAGAAAAAAAAAAGAAGCCUAGCCUCUCCCAAACCAAAUGGUUUUUCAUACCUGAUCAAGACUAUAAAAGUGAAUAUUGAGCUUACCUUCUGCAAAUAUGCACGUGCCAUUCCUGGCUUGCAUAUUAGGAAAAAGGUCCAGAGGUGCACUAUGUGUAUAGGAAGAAUAUAACACUCACAAAUAUGUUUUAACGUGUUCAUGGGCGGCUAUUCAACAUCGUUAUCGUCAGAGAGAGCUAUAGAGAAAGCUCUUAUUUUUCCUUUAAUAUUAUUAAUAUUAUUUCUGUUUUAGUUGUUUUAGCAGUGAGUGCCCAAAACCCUGUGAUUUUUACUAUUAAAACGUUUAUAACGCC
Molecule: messenger RNA, 3293 nt
Organism: Sardina pilchardus (European sardine)
Lineage: Eukaryota; Metazoa; Chordata; Actinopteri; Clupeiformes; Clupeidae
Gene: ankrd40
Product: ankyrin repeat domain 40
Exons: 5
Coding region: 313-1548 (411 amino acids)
Molecular function (GO): protein binding
Source: RefSeq, a predicted model, not a curated record